Molecule: messenger RNA, 1470 nt
Organism: Kwoniella shivajii
Lineage: Eukaryota; Fungi; Basidiomycota; Tremellomycetes; Tremellales; Cryptococcaceae
Exons: 1
Coding region: 1-1470 (489 amino acids)
Biological process (GO): carbohydrate metabolic process; glucuronoside catabolic process
Molecular function (GO): carbohydrate binding; beta-glucuronidase activity
Source: RefSeq, a predicted model, not a curated record
AUGCUAAAGCCAAUCGACAACUGUACUCGCCAGGUUAAAUCGCUUGAUGGGCUAUGGCGCUUCGCGGUAGACUCCCCGGACUUAUCGUCUCCAUGGGCUGUUAGUCUCCCCGGAGCCAAGGAAUGUCCUGUUCCUGCUUCAUACAACGACGUGUUCUUUGAGCCAUCACUCCGCGACCACGUUGGUAGAGUCUGGUAUCAGCGAACAAUCACCAUACCCAAGGGCUGGGACAAAGAUCAGCGCGUUUUCUUGAGAUUUGAAGCGGCCACUCACGAAGCCGAGGUCUACGCGGACGAUCAACUCAUCGCUACUCAUGUCGGCGGAUACACUCCCUUCGAGGCCGAUCUCCAUGCUAAACCGGGAGUGGAAGUUAGAAUCACAGUUGCCGUGAAUAAUAUUUUAACACAUGAUACCAUCCCACCAGGUACAGUCAUCCAGUCCGAUACUGGCAAGGUCAAGCAGAAGAUCCUUCAUGACUUUUUCAAUUAUGCUGGACUUGCUCGAUCUGUCUCUCUAUGCUCAGUUCCAGUAAUUCGAGUGGAAGACAUCACUGUGGUGACGGAUGUGAAAGGCACAACAGGAUUAGUUAGAUAUGAUGUAGUAUUGAGGGGAUCCGCAGACAAAGAGCAGAUUGAACUGAUCGACAGGGAAGGAAACGUUGUCGCAACCUCCACCGGAACACCCUCGGGCACUCUGUAUGUGGAAGAUGUACAUCUGUGGCAGCCCGGUGCCGCAUAUCUAUACACACUGCGUGUUCGACUAUUUAAAGACUCUUCCGUAGUCGACCAAUACACUCUUGCUGUUGGGAUAAGGACUAUUCGCAUUGAGGGAUUGCAAUUCCUCAUCAACAACAAGCCGUUCUACUUCCGCGGAUAUGGCCGACACGAAGAUACUCCCGUCAAAGGGAAAGGACACGAUAACGCUUGGAUGGUGCACGAUUUCGAGUUGAUGAAGUGGUCCGGAGCAAACUCUUUUCGAACGUCACAUUACCCUUACGACGAAGAAGUUAUGGACUACGCAGAUAGACACGGCUGGGUUGUGAUUGAUGAGACCGCUGCUGUAGGACUGAAUCUCAAUAUCGGAGGAGGCCUCUUCGGUUCCGGCGGCAAGAUUACAUUUUGCGACGACUACGCGAGCGAUCGGACACAGGCCUCACAUAAACAGGCGAUCCGCGAGCUAGUUCAACGUGAUAAGAAUCAUCCCUCUGUCGUCAUGUGGUGUAUAGCCAAUGAGCCUGACUCUGGAGAAUCUGGAGCGAGGGCAUACUUUCAACCUCUGGCGGAACUCACCCACCAGCUUGAUCCUACCCGUCCAGUCACAUUCACCAAUCUCGGCAUGGUUCCUCCAGAAAAGGAAACGAUUGGCGAUCUCUUCGACAUCAUCAGCCUGAACAGAUACUACGGGUGGUACGAGGACACCGGUGAUCUUGAGGCUGCCGAAGUACAUCUGGAGACAGAAUUGUACCGGUGA